Messenger RNA from Paramuricea clavata, 1652 nucleotides. The record is from the annotation of a GenBank genome assembly. Lineage: Eukaryota; Metazoa; Cnidaria; Anthozoa; Malacalcyonacea; Plexauridae.
AUGAAACUGAGAGUCGAAGACAAAACAGGCUUCAAACAGCCAGACUAUAAGAAAAGAAUGAUUUCAAAUGAAACUGAAACUGACAGAGAAAUCAGGUUACAGAAAUAUAAUGCACUUCAAAAAAGAAAAAGGUCAGAUCAAUCUCCUUCUGAGAGAAAAGAAAGGCUUGAUAAAGUUAGAGAAGAUAUGAAAACAAAGCGGCAAAAAAAUCGACCUGUACCUGUACUUUCUCAGGAAGACUAUUUGAAAGAAUUUGAUUCUGUCAAAUAUGGUAAACUACGUGAACAAAGUUGGACAAAGUCAUUUAUGUCAAAAUUCCAUAGUUCAAUUAACUUUUCAGUUUUUCAGUGUACUGUUUGUCAUGAGGCAUGGCCAUUGAAAUCAGAACCUAGGUCACAAGACACUUACAUAUGCUCACGAUGUGAUAGGGACAAAAAAAUCCCGAAAAAGUUUUCGAAAGAAAAUUCUAUGAUCCCUUCUCCAAUUCCUCCUCAGUUGCAAGGUUUGACUCAGGUAGAAGAGAUGUUAGUUGCUCGUGCACUACCUAUAAUGAGAGUUUAUAUUAAACCUGGUGGCCAACGAGGUUAUUCUGGGCAUUGUGUAAAUCUGCCCCAACAUGUUGAUGAACUUGCAUCUUCAUUGCCACGAUAUCCAAAAGAUCUGUCUGUGAUCAUUGUUAAGAUUAAGGGUAAAGAAAAUACCUUCAAAGAUGUUAAUGUCAGAAGGCAAAAAGUUCUUGAUUCCUUAUUGUGGCUUAAGCAAAUAAUCCUCAUUAUAAAAAUGUAGAAAUUGAUACUCAGGCACUAAAUGAAUUGCCUGUUGAUGGAACACCAUCAAAUCGUUUGACUGUGGAGACAAAUGAUGACGUUGUCACUCCUGAAACUGUUGGAAAUGAUGUAGGUCCACCUACUGAUAAUUCAUCUGAAGAUACUGUAUAUAGCGAUUCUACUGAAACAAGUAGUUUUUUACCCAUUGGUGAACAACAUCAACAAGAACUAGAUGCUGUAAGAAAUCAGCUCUCUGCUGAAGAACCAAUGUCUUGGCCCACAGUUGAAGAUCAGCCAUUAAAUGAAUACCAAACCCAAUAUCUUGCAACCAUGGCAUUUCCUACACUAUUCCCUGAUGUAAAGGGAGACCCAACAAAUCAAGCACUCCAAGGAAAUGUUCCUCUUCCUGAGCGAAUCAAGCAUCUUAUGAAAUUUGCGGAAAAAAAUGAUGGUAAGUGGCUAUACCGAUUUUCUAGUCAUCCCAGAUUUUGCUACUGGGCAUUUAAUAUGAUUCAGAGAAUGAGAACUUUGCAACAAACUGGGAUAUUUCUGAAACAGAAUCCAGGCGAAGCACAUCUUACUAUUGAUGAGUUGCGUGAAAAGGCAGCAAGUGACAAUUCUGCUGCCUUCAUUUCUAAGAUGUCUAGGCAUGUUGCUAACAUUGCUGGUUCAAAUGCUUAUUGGCAUAGGGUAAAAGAAGACCUUAAGGCAAUAAUAACAAAUGUUGGAACACCAACACUGUUCUUUACAUUUUCAUCAGCUGACAUGCAUUGGCCUGAACUUCACUCCUUGUUUGGAGAGAACAGUGACAACAGCAGUGAGGCUAAACGACAAAAUGUCAUUAGUAAUCCGCAUCUUGUUGUUGGUUCUUUACUCAAAGAUUAG